Theobroma cacao (cacao) is the source of this 1055-nucleotide messenger RNA. NCBI's taxonomy places the organism in Eukaryota, Viridiplantae, Streptophyta, Magnoliopsida, Malvales, Malvaceae. The record is from RefSeq and is a predicted model, not a curated record.
CAGCUGGUUAGGUUAGAUGCUAGGAUAUGGAAAAUGGGGUUUUUUGCAAUGGUGUGGUCCAUAUGGAAAAGUAGAAAUGAAAUUGUGUUUCAAGGCAAAAAGUGGAAUAAGGACCAGGUUUUGGAGCUAGCUAGGAUUAGGGUGGCAUAUUGGGCAAAUGCCAAAUGGCCAAAAGAUUACCCCUACGUGCUUGAUGUAUAUAGACAGCCCCCAGCCAAAAGCAAGGAUACCAAGAAGAACAAAGAAAGGAAAUGAAUGCAAUGGGAAAAACCCUCUCAAGGGCAUUUAAAGUUUAACGUCGAUGGAGCAGCUAGAGGAUGUCCUGGGCCUACUGGGAUAUGAGGGAUUUUGAGGGAUCACACGGGGGCAGUUAAAAUUAUUUUCUCCAAAGCUAUAGGCGAGGCUGAUUCCAAUUUCGCAGAGAUGAUGGCAGUGAGGGAAGCGUUCUUGAUUUUCUCAUCAUCAAUAUGGAAGGAUAAUCAUAAACUUCUCAUUGAUAGUGAUUCGAGUAAUGUGGUUAAGUGGACGAUCCAUCCGGAUAUGGCCCCGUGGAGGAUGAGAAAAGUGGUUCUACAAUUGGAGAGAUUGAAGGAGGAAUUGGAGGGUUGGGAGAUUCGACAUGUCAGAAGAGAAGCUAACCAGAGAGCUGAUGCUUUAGCAAAGCAGGGUGCUUAUCUUCAAUAUGACAUCUUGAGAAUCUUCACUCAUGGAUUUGCAGUGGAGUGGAGGAAACUUAGAGGGCGGUAAGAGAAAGGAAGAGCCUUUGGUGUUUUGCUGGCUCAGUUUGUUUGAGCUGUGGAGUUUUUUGACACCAUCAACUAAGAAGGUUGAAAUUUUUAAUUUUCUGAGUAGGGAUUGUCUGUGGAAUGCAUGGUAAAAAUUAUAUGAAUGAAUAAUGAGUCUUUGUGCAUGGAGAGGAAUAGAUAAUAAUUUAAUCAAAUAUUUCAUUCAUAAUUAUUCUUUUGUUGAUUGCUUCGAUACUUUGAUCGCCCGCUACAACAACGAGGAUGCUCCCUUACUUGCCUUCAAUAAGGACCAACAGUAAUUUCUCCUCU